AUGCCAGCCGUCCGCUCUCUCCACCCAACACGUGUGGCAUGUCUGGUCAUUGGCACUGAUCGCGUGCUCUUAGCCAAUCUCUCGCCGUCCUCCUGGUCACCCUCCCAUCGGCCAUCAACUGCUUCUGCCCGAGAUCAACUGGAAAGCUUAAUCGCCAAGCACGGUCACCCCACUCGAGUCUCACUGUCGUCCUUGCGUGACUUGACAGCGACCUCGUCCACAUAUAAUCCACCAUCGCCGCUGUCUCCUCGUUCGCCUGCCUCAGAUAUUUCGGAACUACCUGAUACUCUCAUCCUCAGUCGUUCCACCUCGCGUCCAAUUCCCAUACCAAAGCCGCCGAGCAGUCCUUACGAUACAGAUCUGCCCGUCACCCCGUUGACAGGGCGUUUUGAAAAGGAUUACUUCCCGCAGUCUGACCAGUCCACCAAGACUUGGAGGAACCGCGAGAGUGUGCCCCGGCUGGACAGUGACCGCUACCGCCGCCGUUCAUACCAACAGCCAUCAUCCAGAAUGCGUUCUGAUAGCUCCUCGUUCUACUCGCCAGUCAUGUCGCCCAGCAUGUCACCUUCAACCCGCUCCGCAUCUCCACAGCCAACACGCUCCCGUCCUCACAACUCCGCCAAGUCGGUGCCAGCCUUCCAUCUCGGCAGCCUGCCUCGGUUCCAUCCCGCUGUCUACCAGCCCUCGAACAACUCCCAGAGUUUGGCCGCACAGCCUCCGUCGCCCCGCCAAUCUCGGCAGCAGUCGCACUGGACGUCGUCCAGCUCCCGUGACACGCUGAGGCAAUACAGAGAAUUGGUGGAAAGCGUCACUCUCUCCAGGGCACCCUCUCGACCGCUCUCACCGAGUCCCUCUGCCCCAAGGCUGGACCCUUUGCGCAGCCCGGGACCUGUGACUCCAUUGGCUCUGGAGGAGACCGGAGGCUACUUGACCAUCGGUGCAACGAGUUCAGACUUUUCUUCGAGCGACUCUCAAAGCUCCAGCGCUGCGCCAGAUCUGAUCGAGAAGCUCAUCGCUCGAGAAGCCGACAGGGCUCGUCAAAAGUCGCGAAAGAGCUCCCAGGGUUGGUGA
Messenger RNA from Aspergillus thermomutatus, 1071 nucleotides. RefSeq lists its product as uncharacterized. Bases 1 to 1071 code for a protein of 356 amino acids. The record is from RefSeq and is a predicted model, not a curated record. Lineage: Eukaryota; Fungi; Ascomycota; Eurotiomycetes; Eurotiales; Aspergillaceae. The transcript is spliced from 2 exons.